GCGUAUAAAUUCCCAAAAAUAAAACAUGAAAAUGCAAUAUUUAGAAAAGGUUUGGCCUAUUCUUAUAUGACAUCAAAAGAAAAUACAAAAUGGAUCUUAUCAGAAAAUUCCAUAAACACAUCAUCAUCUUUAAUUGGAAAUGCGUUGUCAAACCUAUACACAAACGAAAACAUUUUUCAUAUUCUCUACAACGACCAGCCGCCCGUGGGUGAAACAAGUGAGGUCAAAGGUCACACAAAAGGCGUAGUUUUAGCCAAUGAAAAUGGCGGGAUUUGGUUGAUACACUCAACGCCGCAUUUUCCGCCUAUAGGCAGGGGUUAUUCCUACCCGAAAACCGGCACUGUAUACGGGCAAAGUUUCCUGUGUAUUUCAUUGGAUGUAUCAAAUUUAAAUGAAGUUGGUCAACAGUUAAAAUAUAACGAACCGUUUAUAUAUUCAACAAACAUCCCAGAUAUAUUGUCAAAAAAAUUUCCAGACUUAGUCAAGGCUGCUGAUAAUGUUACCAUAAAAAAUGCCCCUUGGUAUAGACAGACUAAUUUACAAACAAUAGCCGGACAACAGUUUGUAUCUUUUGCUAAAUCUAAGAAUUUUGGGAAAGAUUUGUAUUCAUCUUGGGUUUCAACCGUUUUAAAAUCGGAUUUAUUUGUUGAAACGUGGAGGAAAGGGCCUGGAAACUUACCUUCAAACUGUAACAACAAUUACAAAGUAAAUAAUGUUAAACAAAUAAAACUGCAAACCAUAAGAUUUUUGACCACUGAAGAUCAUUCAAAAUGGGCCGUUUCUGAGAAUUUAGAGCACACCCAAUGGGUCUGCAUUGGCGAUAUAAACCGUCAAGAACAUCAAUUGCAACGAGGUGGAGGUACUGUGUGUGUUUCCCACAAAAACCUAUCCACAAACUACCUUAAAUCAGUUAUUGAUAGUGAGCAAUGUUAAAUAAAGCACUUACAACA
Messenger RNA from Brassicogethes aeneus, 950 nucleotides. The record is from the annotation of a GenBank genome assembly. NCBI's taxonomy places the organism in Eukaryota, Metazoa, Arthropoda, Insecta, Coleoptera, Nitidulidae.